Messenger RNA from Oryza brachyantha (malo sina), 1296 nucleotides. Its product is annotated as E3 ubiquitin-protein ligase EL5-like. Lineage: Eukaryota; Viridiplantae; Streptophyta; Magnoliopsida; Poales; Poaceae. Bases 183 to 1013 code for a protein of 276 amino acids. The transcript has a single exon. Gene Ontology annotation, biological process: protein ubiquitination. The record is from RefSeq and is a predicted model, not a curated record.
CAGCGCGCGCCUCAUUACCUUAAUCCAGCUCCAAAUCACCCCGCUUAAAAAUAUAUCGUAUCUCGCGCCAACCAAGAAGCUUGCGAGAACAGGGAGGGAGAGGGAGAGGGAGAGGGAGGCGUGGGUGCCAAGAACGGUUGCGGUGUUUGCAUUUGAGGGGGAAGGAAUUGAGGAGGUGGUUGAUGGCGGUGACGGCGACGACGGUGGCGGCGGCGACCACGAUGAUGGCGGCGGUGGCGGCCGUGUUCAUAUCGUUCGUGCUCUGCUUUUAUAUCUUCAUCUGCGCCAAGCGGUACAGGGGCGGCGCGGCGCCGCCGGGGGAGGGCGGGGUGGCGGCGAGGCUGUGGUUCUUGUUUGGUGGCGGGGGAGGCGGAGGAGGGUCAGGGGACGGCGCCGGCGCGUGGUGCUACGACGGCGGGCUCGACGAGGCGUCCAUGGCGAAGCUGCCGUGCAGGGAGGUGGUCAAGGGGGAGGAUGCGCUGGACUGCGCGGUGUGCAUCACGGAGCUCGCCGCGGGGGAGACGGCGCGCGUGCUGCCCCGGUGCGGCCACGGGUUCCACGUCGCCUGCGUCGACAUGUGGCUCAAGUCGCACUCCACCUGCCCGCUCUGCCGCUGCCCGGCCGUCGACGAGCCGCCGGCCUCGCCACCGGCGCCGCCGCCCGUGCAGGCGCCGGAGGCCGACCCGGAGUCCCCCAACUUCCCCACCAACGUGCUCUUCUUCGGAUCCCAGGACGAGGUGAGCACCGGCGGCGCGCAUGCGCAUGCGCAGCACGGCUCGCCCGCCGUAGCGACGCCUCAAUCGCCGGCCGCCAUGGUCGUCGCCGGCGCCGUCGUGGACGCGGCGAGGGUGCGCGGGCUGCGGCGACUUCUUGGGUGUGGCGGCGCAUCGCCGCCCCCACCGCCGCACCACCACCACCACCAUGACAACGCGGACAGGGACAUCGAGAUGGGCCUCUCCGGCAGCGGCGAGACCAGCUCGUCGCCGGCGAAGUCGCCACAUCCAAGUUCUUGACGCUGCAUCACGUAGCUUCCCCUUUUUUAAUUUCCACGUCUUUUUGUGUGCCGUCAUCACAAGUUUUGCCACUGUCCCGGUUGCUCCUGUUCAUCAUGUCUGUAAUUUUCAGAUAUAGAGGUAAAGAAAACUGUACAGAUUCUUAUAGAUAUCCAAUGUACUUACAAUUGUAUCUACAUUGCUUGUAUAUGUGGAUUGUGGAUAGAAAGAACAUGAACUGGAGAGACAUGGCGAAAAAAAAAAUCACACAAAAAAAAGAGAGAAAAAUUACAGUUUGGAUUCA